Messenger RNA from Rotaria sordida, 1146 nucleotides. Lineage: Eukaryota; Metazoa; Rotifera; Eurotatoria; Philodinida; Philodinidae. The record is from the annotation of a GenBank genome assembly.
AUGAUGAACAAAGAUAAUAAUAGUAAUAUACUAGCUGAUCUGAAGAGUGUAUUUACUGAAGCAUGUGCGAAAUUUUGUGCUUAUGAUUUACGUCCAUACGAAUCUGUUCGUGGUCAUGGUUUUCAAAUAUUAUGUCAAUCUUUGUUAGAUCUUGCACGUCAAAAUUUUCAUCCAAUUGAAGCAGCUGAUAUUAUUCCGGAUCCAAUGACAAUCUCGCAAGAUCGUGUAAAAUUAAUUGAAUCAUUAAUACCUGAUUCGAAGAAAAUUAAACUUUCUGGUAUUAUAGCUGACUUUUGGAAAAAUAAAUUUACUUCAGAUAGCUAUUUAACAGUAAAUUUGCAUUACAAUAAAGAUGGACAAAUGAAAAAUUUUAUGUUAAAAACUGUUUCAAUCAGCGAAGCUAAAACUGGUGAUAUAACUGAUUUACUUUCCGUAUUUAAAAUUGGUAGCGAGAAAUUAUCUGCUGAUAAUGUUUCUGCUUUACAUUCUGUUUUACCAUGGUUUUAUAAAUUCAGAAAAUCUUGUGAAAUAAAAGCUACUGAUCGUCCAUGUAUUGCUCAAUUGAAAAAGAAACUAUUAACAAAGCUUGAUGCGAAGUUAUGGUUAACGGACAUUCACUACAUCGCUACCUUUCUUCAUCCUAAAACUAAAUCACUUCCACUAUUAACUCAAAAUGAACGAAAUGAAAUAAUAAAAACAGUUAAAAAAAUGCUCAACACACGUGGUAUUAGUAAUGAUGAAGACUUAUAUCAAAAAAGAAAUAAACGUGCCAAACGUGAUGAUAUUAGUGUUGAUCAUGUAUUGAAAGAGUUUAUUUCAAAUGAAAAUUUAUCAACAGAUGACGAAGAACCAUAUGAUGAAGUGAUCGAAUAUAUGAAAUGUAAAGUAAAUUAUUCAAGUGGUGAAGAUGUUUUGUCAUGGUGGAGAAAACAUUCCUGUAUAUAUCCACAACUAUCACGUUUAGUACUAGCAUUACUUUCUAUUCCUGCAUCAUCAGCAACAAGUGAACGGAUCUUUAGUGAAACUGGAAGAAUUUUGGAAGCAAAAAGACAACUAUUGAGUGCUGAAUCACUUGAUUCACUUGUUUUUUUACUAGAUUGUAUAUUUUUUUCAUAUGAAAUAAAGUUUGAAAUUGAUUGCACGUGA